UCUCUUCCCUUUUGCGGCCAUCACCGAAGCGGGAGCGGGUAAGGAUUUGGCGGGCAAGCGGGUGUAAUCAGCAGCCAUCCGUUCUUGGGCAUGGUGGCUUCCGACCGCGGGGACCCCGAGAGUCUCUCGUCGGCCGAGUAGCAGCCAGGAAGGAGAGACUGGGAUGGUUUUUUACCUGUUGCUUUCUUAAAUCAAGGGCCGCCGGGCCGGAGAUGGAUGGAGGGACCGGGGAUUUGGGGACUCGAAAACGAGCUGAGGGAAGGGAGCCUGUGGAAAUAGACUGGAGUCUGGGUAGUGUCGUUUCCUAGAGAAUGGUGUCGAAGUAACUUCUCGCUAAAGUCUUCACGGAACUUCCAGACCACACUUGCCCACUGGGACGCUUUUAGGACCCGAGACGUGUGCAGGCUUUUCCAGCCAAAAUGAAGUUUAAUCCCUUUGUGACUUCCGACCGAAGCAAGAAUCGCAAAAGGCAUUUCAAUGCACCUUCCCACAUUCGAAGGAAGAUUAUGUCUUCCCCUCUUUCCAAAGAGCUGAGACAGAAGUACAACGUGCGGUCCAUGCCCAUCCGAAAGGAUGAUGAAGUUCAGGUGGUACGUGGACACUAUAAAGGUCAGCAAAUUGGCAAAGUAGUCCAGGUUUACAGGAAGAAAUAUGUUAUCUACAUUGAACGGGUGCAGCGGGAAAAGGCUAAUGGCACAACUGUCCACGUAGGCAUUCACCCCAGCAAGGUGGUUAUCACUAGGCUAAAACUGGACAAAGACCGCAAAAAGAUCCUUGAACGGAAAGCCAAAUCUCGCCAAGUAGGAAAGGAAAAGGGCAAAUACAAGGAAGAAACCAUUGAGAAGAUGCAGGAAUAAAGUAAUCUUAUAUACAAGCUUUGAUUAAAACUUGAAACAAAGA
This is a messenger RNA of Gorilla gorilla gorilla (western lowland gorilla), 900 nucleotides long. It is a transcript of the gene RPL26, whose product is annotated as ribosomal protein L26. Lineage: Eukaryota; Metazoa; Chordata; Mammalia; Primates; Hominidae. Gene Ontology annotation, cellular component: ribosome; large ribosomal subunit. Bases 420 to 857 code for a protein of 145 amino acids. The transcript is spliced from 4 exons. Gene Ontology annotation, biological process: translation. Gene Ontology annotation, molecular function: RNA binding; structural constituent of ribosome. The record is from RefSeq and is a predicted model, not a curated record.